AUGUUUCCCUCCUCUCUGGUGACCUGGGGCCUCACACUCUCCGCCAUCUUCCUCUUCUGGACGCUAUCCUCCACCAGCUCGUCGCCCUUUGCGCGCAACUUCCCGCGGCUCUACAACAAACGGAUAUGCCUGCUGAUCGCGCACCCCGAUGAUGAAGCUAUGUUCUUCUCCCCCACAGUCCUGGCGCUGACCAAGCCCGAGCUGGGGAACCAUCUCAAGAUCCUCUGCCUGAGUAGCGGGGACGCCGACGGCCUCGGCCACAUCCGCAAAAAGGAACUCCAGGAGAGCGCAAAACACCUCGGCCUGCGCAGCGACUCCGACGUCUUCAUCGUCGAUGACCCCGCCCGCUUCCCAGAUAGCAUAACCACCACUUGGUCCGACGCAGACGUCUCCUCCCUCCUCGCCUCCGCCUUCGCGCCAGGCCUCGCCGACAAAAACAGCCCAGCCUCAUCGGCGCCGCGGAAAAGAGGCGCAGCCCCCGCCGCCGCCCCGGUCGCCACCAUCGACGUCCUCCUCACCUUCGACCCCCGCGGCAUCAGCAACCACCCCAACCACCGCUCGCUCUACCACGGCGCCGUGCACUUCCUGCGCGCCCUGAUGCGCGACAAGGCCGGCUACGCCUGCCCCGUCACCCUGUACACCCUCACCACCACCAACAUCCUGCGGAAAUACAUCGGCGUGCUGGAUGCGCCGUGGACGAUGGCGACGGGGGCGCUGAGCUUUUUCACCGCCGCCGGCGGAGCGAAGGACGAUAUGCCGCGGAGGCUGAUGUUUGUGAGCUCCGUGGAGGAGUAUUUCCAGGCGCAGAAGGCCAUGGUCAAGGCGCAUAAGAGCCAGAUGGUCUGGUUCCGGUAUGGCUGGAUCACGCUGGGGCGGUAUAUGAUUGUGAAUGACCUGAAGCGGGAGAAGGUAUAG
Aspergillus clavatus NRRL 1 is the source of this 915-nucleotide messenger RNA. RefSeq names its product PIG-L family deacetylase. Gene Ontology annotation, cellular component: endoplasmic reticulum. The transcript is spliced from 2 exons. The record is from RefSeq and is a predicted model, not a curated record. Gene Ontology annotation, molecular function: N-acetylglucosaminylphosphatidylinositol deacetylase activity. Bases 1 to 915 code for a protein of 304 amino acids. Gene Ontology annotation, biological process: GPI anchor biosynthetic process. NCBI's taxonomy places the organism in Eukaryota, Fungi, Ascomycota, Eurotiomycetes, Eurotiales, Aspergillaceae.